CGACUCCUCGAGCUUCGAGGUUGACUACCAUUUGCCCUUCUGGAAUAAUGGUUUGUCGCGUGAUUUCAUUUCCCAAAAUUUUAGUCGCAAUUUUUUAUAUUGGGUCAUAUUAUUCGGUGUCAAAUGUUUUGAGCCCGUCAAUGAAGGGAAGCGACAGCGAACCUGCUGACCUUGUGCAAACUGCAAACUGCAAACAAAGCGGCAUGGUCUACCGCUCAGCCGCUGUCCACCUUGACUUCUGUGUGUGCGAUAGCGAAAGACAAAGCUAAGGGAGACAAAAUAAUGCACAUAUAACCAUUGACCUGAUCUAAAUGAAAACCAAUCCUAUUCCAACUACACCGAGCACGGAACCCGAAAUUUACUUAACGCACACAAAGAUGGACUCAAUCGUACCUAAAGACUACUUCUCGAUCAGAAAGAAUGGAGUGUCCCAAUUCCAGGUGAUGACCGCCUACUUGGGAGGUUCCGCUUUCCAGACGAUUGUUGACAAUCCCGUCACAGCCUACCGUCAGUUGGUACAACAAUACGCUAAGGAUUUGGCUGGUAAGCCUGUUGACCCCAAAAUUGCCUCUCAAGAAGCAAAACAAGUAUUCAGGAACUCUCCCGUAUCUGCUUCGCUUUCAGGUCUAGGUCCCCGUCUUAUCGGUGUGGGAUUCAAGCGUGUGCCCAAGUUUGGAGCCCUUCUAGGUAUUCAGUACUUCCUUAUGGAUCCCCAUGCAGAUGUCGGUCUUGUGGCCGCCACUGGUGCUUCUAUUCUGUCAGCUCCCUUCAUCAAUCCCGUACGUAUGAUUGAGAAACAACAACGUGCAUACUUCAAGCAGACUGGCGCUGAGAAGCCCAUUAUGGAGAUUUUGCGCGAGUCAGCGGCAAAGAACUUCAAGCCACUAUUCCGUGGUACCAUUCCUCUAAUGGGUCACUCCCUUGCCAGUGCUACCACCGGUCUUGUCGGACAACCCCAACUACAAAAGUGGAUCCAGAAAGAGAUCGGAGCCAAGAGUGAUUUCGGAUCAUUCGCCACUGGUUUGAUUGCAUCCUCCGCAGUGAGUCCCAUUUAUGUUAUGAUGACCAACCCCUUGUCUCGUCUAGAAGUUAUCAUGCAGACUAGUUCUAUCAACGGUAAGAGUAUCGGAGUGACGCAGGCAUGCAAGGAGGUUGUCGCUGACUCCAAGGAGUUCGGAUUAAGAGGUAUCUUCAGAGGACAAGGUUUGGGUAUUGCCAAGGCCAUCAUCUCCUUGACUAUGUUCCACGAGGGACGUAUCUUCCUCACCAGAGUCUGGAAGAACCACAACGAGCGUAACGGAUACCUUCCUGAGCUUAAAUAAAUGCAGCAAAGUGCACAAAUUAAAUAGCAAAGAACGGUAUCUCCUUCGCUGAAGAGUGUAUCGGUAUAUAUCUCCGAGCGGACAGCACGGAUUGGAGCCCUCUGGAUGGAGCGCUUCGCUGUCAAGAGCAAACUCUUUAACUGUUAUGGAAUCGCAACCUUUUUAUUUGGGAUACAACGGUUGCUUGGAAUUAUGUAAACGUGACACACGUCGUAGGAUCAGAAUUAAAGUCGAUCUGAAAGGUACGAAAUAUCAGUGCA
This is a messenger RNA of Sphaeroforma arctica JP610, 1582 nucleotides long. RefSeq lists its product as hypothetical. NCBI's taxonomy places the organism in Eukaryota, Ichthyosporea, Ichthyophonida. Bases 312 to 1322 code for a protein of 336 amino acids. The transcript has a single exon. The record is from RefSeq and is a predicted model, not a curated record.